Messenger RNA from Xylona heveae TC161, 930 nucleotides. Its product is annotated as phosphoglycerate mutase-like protein. Lineage: Eukaryota; Fungi; Ascomycota; Xylonomycetes; Xylonales; Xylonaceae. Bases 1 to 930 code for a protein of 309 amino acids. The record is from RefSeq and is a predicted model, not a curated record. The transcript has 4 exons.
AUGGUCGUGGAGGUCAUUUACGUUACGAGGCACGGCUUCCGUUCCAAUUGGGUCGUCAAUCCCAAAACAGGGGAAUAUGACAAUGUUAUUCCUUCGCCCACCAACAUUCCUUCAGACCCUGCCCUAGCAGCAUAUGGUGUUGAGCAGGCUAGACAGCUGGCCGACCAUGUUAUGACACUUUCGCCUCCUCCGGAGCGUCUGUAUUCGAGUCCAUUCUAUCGCUGUCUCGAGACGCUGCAACCCACCGUCGAAAAGUUCGCCGCCGCAGGUCGGAAAGUGGGCGAGGUGCGCGGUGAGAAUGGAAUUGGUGAGUGGUACGGCACAGCACGCUUCGACCAUCCCUCUCCGGCCAACCCGCCUCUCCUACGUACCUUCUUCCCAACGUACGCGCUCGAUUACCCACCUAUAAUCAUCCCAUCUUCGAUUGGAGAGACUAUUCCUGAGCUGCACGACCGGGUGGCAUAUGCGCUCGACCGGAUGAUCGCGGAACUAGACGCGGACGAGAGUCAACCGAAAGCAAUAUUGCUCUGCACUCAUGCUGCGCCAUUGCUAGCCAUUGCACGCGCCCUCACUGGACAAAUGCCCGAAGACAUCUCAGCGCAAGAUUUCAGACCUUUCACAUGUUCAAUGUCGAAAUUUGUCCGCAGACGUCGGCCAUCUCAGCCAUUAGCAAGCCCCGUCGCAAGAAAGACGCAAAUUGGGGAUGAUGGUAUUCCUAGCGUCGAUUGGCGGGGCGGGAAAGGCGUGGGUGGAGGGUGGGACUGUGUUGUGAAUGGAGAUUGUUCUUUUCUAGAGAAUGGCGAGGAGCGAGGAUGGUAUUUCUCCGGCGAUGAAUCCUUCCCCACAUCACCCAACCAGUCAGGUGCAACUCUCGAUGCCGGUACCGGAUUGGGCGUGGUUGUGGAAGGACGAGGGAAGGCCGCUCUAUGA